Molecule: messenger RNA, 1001 nt
Organism: Aspergillus alliaceus
Lineage: Eukaryota; Fungi; Ascomycota; Eurotiomycetes; Eurotiales; Aspergillaceae
Product: putative haloacid dehalogenase-like hydrolase
Exons: 4
Coding region: 278-862 (194 amino acids)
Source: RefSeq, a predicted model, not a curated record
CUCCAACAUAAAAUCCCCCACCAAUGCCCAUGUUCACCCCACAGACCCCGCCGCAAGUCGCCCGAAUCAUGGCUUCAGCUCAAAGCUAUCCCCUCCGCCAGCGACGAUUCGCGCCCCUGAGCUCAGAAAUGAACAAGGCAUCUAAUGCGCCACCGUUGAAGGGGAUCGUUUUCGACGUAGACGGAACGUUAUGUCUUCCUCAGAAUUACAUGUUUGGGCAGAUGCGGUAUGGGUCUAAUCUAAUCUCCGAUAUUGUUUUACAUCCAUUGUACGCUAAAUGCGAUGCAGAGAGGCUCUGGGCAUCGAUAAAAAGGUCGAUAUCUUGCACCACAUUAGCCGGCUUCCGACGCGCGAGGCGCAACUCGAGGCCGCGAAUAAGAUUAAGAACAUUGAGCGCGAGGCGAUGCGGAACCAGGAACCUCAGCCGGGACUCGUGGAGCUGAUGGAUUAUCUCCAAAAACGAGGGAUUAAAAGAGCGCUUUGUACGCGGAAUUUUGAAACACCGGUACGACAUCUUUUAGAUAACCAUCUUCCGGCUCAUGUGUUUCUACCCAUCAUUACGAGAGAGACACCAGGACUAUUGCCUAAACCCGAUCCAGCGGGAAUUUUGCAUAUUGCUAAUGAAUGGGGACUCGGUAAUCGAGGAGAGAAUCUGAUUAUGGUUGGUGACAGUAUCGAUGAUAUGACUGCUGGGCACACAGCAGGUGCCGCGACUGUCUUGCUAUUGAAUGAUCAUAAUGGUCAUCUAAAAGAGCACACUCAUACCGAUCUGUACAUUGAGCGGCUAGAUGAGCUUAUCGGCAUCCUAGACGAAGGCUUUGUCGGACACCGUGGAGGGCACAAAGUCCCUACCAGUGACUAGUGCGUUGGGAUAUAUCUCACCCUGUCACUGAUGCUUGACGCCCAUUGGCAUGUUUAGAGUCUAGAUUAGACAAGAAGUUUCGCCCCCUCUCGACUCGGAUAAUUCACAUAGCAUGUUGCGGGUCAUUUCUCACGGUCUU